Messenger RNA from Trichoplax adhaerens, 2595 nucleotides. RefSeq lists its product as uncharacterized. NCBI's taxonomy places the organism in Eukaryota, Metazoa, Placozoa, Uniplacotomia, Trichoplacea, Trichoplacidae. The transcript has a single exon. Bases 1 to 2595 code for a protein of 864 amino acids. The record is from RefSeq and is a predicted model, not a curated record.
AUGGCUAACAAUUUCAAAACGAAACGAUUGCAUCAGAGUUUAGAAAAUAUUUUAAUCGAUAACCAGAGCCAUAAGAAAAAGAUUGAUCUUUUUUUACGUAUUAUCCAAGAAAAUCUGACUCAAUUAGAUGAUAUUAUCCGCUACUUUAUAUCUCGAGUUCAUGGAUCCAAUUUUAAACCUUACCUUACAAUUUUAAUUAUUGCUCUAUGCCGCAUUUACAUCUAUCACCAUCGGAAGAUGAAAUCGACCACAAGAACUCAAGUUUAUUCAUUACUUUAUUUUAUCGUAGAUACAUCAUUUUUUCAAGCAUCGCCUUGUAUGCUACACAAUCAUGUUGUUGAUAUCCUAGGUCGCGAUCAAACUCUUUUAAAUCGACUUACUAAGCAACAUAGCCUUACAGCCAGCAAAUUAGUUCCUUAUAUCGACAAUAAUCAUAGCCAAUUUUUUAUCUUGUAUCAAAAUUUAAUAUUAUCCAGAGAAAGUAUCCGGUAUAUAUCCAUAGGCUUAUGUGGCAUUAAUAAAAUCAUUCAUCUUCAUUCUCCAUCCUACCCAUGGCAAGAAUUAGCAAUAGAAUUGUUAAAGAUGAAAGACUCUCCGCUAAUAGGCCCAAUAACCAAUUUAUCAUCUAAUCAGCAAGUUAGUAUCUUAUGUCAAAGUAUUCAGUUGGCUGUUAAAAUACUACAAAAUGAUUCUUCGUUUCGUUUAAUGAACGAUAUGAUUAACAUCAUAUUGCCGACAAAUUUAAUAAUAGAUAAGCUAUACUCCAAUUUAAUCAAUGUCACUUAUUCUUGUAGCAUCUUACAAAUCUUGACCAUUGCUAAAUCUAAUUUAGUUCAUAUUUUAAAUAAUUAUGAUAUAAUUGGUUGCCAAAUAUGUCAGUGGUUAAUUGAACAAUAUAAUUCAUCAGCGAAUCAUCAACAAGAAAUUAUCAUUCAUAGCCUCACAGAAUUUAUCAUCGAAUGUCCAAAUGAAUUUGAAUUAUAUUCAAAAGUGAUACACCAGGUUGCUGUAUCUUUUUCCAAUUUAUUUGGCCAUGCUUCAAAUCCAUAUAUCCGUCGAUUAUUACUUAAAUCAUUAGAUCAAAUAUUUAAAACAUAUCGCCUCGAAAUACAUGCUAAUCAAGCGGUUAAUGAAAUUUUUAAGCAACUUCUAGAGGAUAGAGGCAUUGAUCCAGUACAGCAAUGUUACUUAAUUGAUAUUCUUGCUAAUUUUGCUAAUUAUUACAGCAAUGUUCUAGGGGAUAAAAUUCGGGCUAAGUUAUGGCUUUGUCUUAAAGAGGAUAAUAUCCAUUUUGAUUCAACUGUGCGGUUAGCUAUUGAAAAAGUAUUAAUUUGUAAAUAUAAUGCUUGCCAGGUAGAAAUAGUUCAAAGCAUUCUUCUUUCUUCUCAACAUGAAAGUAAUAAGAUCAAAGCAAUCAAUAUUUUACAAGAAUACAGUGAAUUAAGUGAUUCUUAUUUUGAAGCUAAUUUAUCAACAUUGGUAUCAGUCUUGAAAGAUGAUACUUAUGUAGAGACUAGAGUAAAAAUUAUCCGUAUUUUUAUUCUUUGGAUACAGCAAGAUUAUCAUUCCUCAACAAUUCUUCAGUAUCUAUGGUUAGUUAUUAUAGAUUCUACAUGUACAUCAUCCAGUAAUGAAUUAGUUAGAAAUCAAAUUGUUGAACAAUUAUUGGUCUUGCAGAAACUUAACCGAGAGCAAGUUCAAUAUUUAGCAACGAAAUAUAGCGUAACAGCAAUUCGAAAAAAAGCUUUACAACAUUUAACAAGCGAUGCUAUGACUAUCGAGAAAAAAACUCUAAUAACCUUUCUAAUAUCACAUUUACAAUUUGAGAGCAAUACAGAAUUAUUUAAAGAUAUUCUUAAUGCCGUUUUAAUUAUCUUAAAAUCUACAGGCUUAGAAAAUGAGUAUCAACAUCAUUUCCUGGCUCUUAUUAAGAAUCCAAGCAUACCUAAAAGUAAUAGAGUAAUGUUAGUUCAAUGUAAUUACUGGCAGGAAGUGGAAAAAUGGAAAAAUACUAUCCUAUACGCGUUCGAAGACGCUUUACAAAUAGAUGCUAUCGAUCAUUUAUUUCGUCACUACUUUGAAUUAAAUCAAGAAGAAGAAAGAAAAGCAAUAGAGUUAUUAUUCCUAGAGAAAUUGACUUGUAUUAACAUCAGCCCGUACGUUAGGAUUUGUCUAAAAAAUACUGUGACAUUAAUCGACAAAAUAAAAUCCGAUUUUCGACACGUACUGACAUCAAAUGGCAGUCUUGCUCAGCAACUUCAUGGAACACUACAUACGCCAACUGAUACUUUUACCUGCAUCAAUAAUAAUGAAGCUUAUUUGAAUAUAGCAAAAUGGCAAGACUUGGUGUCAAGGAAUUUCAACGCUACGAGAAAUAUCACUGAAAAUAGUGGAUUAAAAGCCGCCAUCACUACCUUACCUAAUGAUACUAUCGUAAGUAAUGGAGGUAAAGCCCAAACGAAGAGCGAGCAUAGUCAGUACACAAGCAGAAAUGUCGACUCACAAUAUAUAAAUAGAAGGAAUUAUAUACAUUUUCUAUUCCAACUAACCCUAAUUAUUGCUCUCUAUAUCUUUACCAUCUAUCAAGUCAACUGA